AGACUAAGGCUAUCGACAAUCCGAGUAGGUUACUUUAAGAAUCGAAUUUUGUUUAAUUAUCAAAUUAUAGAUGUAAUUCGUGCUUUAUUUCUCUUAUAAUAUUCCUUUGUUCUAUGUUGGUUCACGCCCUCAAAGUCACACACAAAGUGGUGUCAGGAUCUGUAACACGAUCCAAACCUUUUGUUACAGCAGAUCCCUCCGUUCGUUAAUCUGAGUAGUUUCUGUGACAACUUGUCCAAUGUGGACGUACAUGUCAUUUUUAAAAGAAAUUAAAUGCAUAAGAAAAACUUACUUACGUGAGGUUAUUAGUUGGUGCACGCCAAUCAGGGAAGGUUUUGUAUCAUCAAGACUUUCGUACAAAUGUUUGAUUAUCAUGAAGACGAGUGUCCGUGGUAUUACUUUGACAGUUCCUACAAAACUCUGCUUGGCGCUUGUCUAUUUCUAUUUGGAGUGUUUGGGGCGCUGCUUAACGGCUGGUUGUUCGCUACCUUUAUUCAUAGCCACUUGUUAAUUUUCAAAAGUCACAUAUUGGUAUUCAAUCUGUGCGCGGCAUCGCUCGGAAGGAAUUUACUGGGAUUUCCUUUCUCGGGUUCUUCAGCUGUAGCAAAAAGAUGGCUGUUCGGUCCAUCCUGUUGUCAGCUAUUUGCGUUUUUCAAUCAAUUCUUUGGUGUCUUUCAAAUGACUUCAAUAUUCGUUUUAAUAUUAGAACGAUAUAUUCAAGUUAAGUUUUAUAAGCGUGAAAAAUCGGUGUACAUAAGGUUGUAUUGGACACUGAUCGCAGUAAGUUGGAUCAAUUCAUUUCUAUUCGCCACUCCUCCUCUGUUCGGAUACGGAUUAUAUUCGUGUGACACAACUGGAACAUCAUGCACCUUUCUUUGGCCUUCAAUGUCAUCGGGAGCAAAGCAAUUGGGUUACGCCGUGCCCUACAUUUUAAUUUGUGGACUCAUACCAAUUGUGGCAAUGUUUUACUACAUGGGAAAAGCGUUAAGAUUAGAAAAGAUAUUUUACAAGGGUGAACAACAAAGGGAACAAAAAUGUCUUACCCAGAGCGCACACGCGGUCUGUGUUGGCACAUUGGCCUUAUGGAUUCCAGCAGCUGUCCUAGCGGGAUGGCAAUGGGUACCGCUCCUCAUCAAAGGCUAUCGACCGCACGUGCCACCGACACUAGCUUUGAUCGCUUCCAUUGCUUCUGAAGCAGCAACUACUGUUCCUGUGCUGUGUUACCUAGCCGUGGAUGAGAGACUCAGAGCAGCGUUGUUGGGUAGAAUGCGAAAACAAUACGCUUUACUUCAACCCGAGCGAGCAAAGAUUUAUAAGAGAGUAUAGCAAAUUAGCGGUUACAGGUUUAAAUAAACAUAAGAAGAUAUUUAAAAAAAAAAUGGUCUAAAUUAUUUACAUAUAGAAAGAAUCGAUUCGAAUGUUUCGUAUUUUAUUCACUUAUAAUAAAUUAUUCCAAGUAAAAGUAAUGUGUUUUUAUAAAUAAAAUAUAAUUAUAUAGCCGUCAUGAUUAUCAAUCAUGUUACAUGUGAUAUGAAAGUAGAAUUUCUCGAUAGGCGUUACAUCAUGCCAUGAAGUCACACUGAAAAAUUUCAGUUCUGUUUCCUGUUGAAGUGAUUUAUCUAUGGACGAUAGGAGCUGUACGCAGCACAUUAUAACAAUGUACCAGAGUCAUUGCUUACCAAAAGCUAUGAUUAAAAUUGGAUAGUGAGAUGAUAGGGAAUUUUAGCUGCUAACAAAGUUUUUGUACGAAAAUAAAAAUGUGUUUGUCAAUAUUGUAACGACAAAGAAAAUCGCUUACGCUAGACCUAUUGAUUCAAAGUUAUUUAGCUGUCGAAAUAUGUUACAAUUGCUAAAGAAAACCUCGAAAUGCAUCUUUUCGACUAUAAUCAAAAUUUGAACAAUGCUUAAAGGAUAUGAAGCUAUACUUGAAGUGGAUUGCACACGUGCCGAAGGACUGAAAGCGAAUGUAAAAUAAAAUAUGGCUUAUUCCUAUGAG
Molecule: messenger RNA, 1996 nt
Organism: Bombyx mandarina (wild silkworm)
Lineage: Eukaryota; Metazoa; Arthropoda; Insecta; Lepidoptera; Bombycidae
Product: visual pigment-like receptor peropsin
Biological process (GO): G protein-coupled receptor signaling pathway
Cellular component (GO): membrane
Molecular function (GO): G protein-coupled receptor activity
Source: RefSeq, a predicted model, not a curated record